AUGACAUGGUCCGCAAGGAACUCCCGGGUUGGCUUAUCAAAGCAAUCUGGUCCUUCUUGUCCGAUCGCCGUACCUACAUCCACAUGCCUGGUUACGAGGGUCCUGAAUACUGGAUCGACGUUGGUCUCCCUCAGGGAAGUCCACUUUCCUACAGCCAUCCGCUUCCUGCAAUCCAUAUCCAAGGCCGCACGCGAUAAUAUUCGGAAGAUCUUAUUGCUUGAGGACCGCGAAUCCGUUGCCUCUCCUGAGAGUCACGGUAGAGGGUUCAUCGAGAUCUGCCAAGCUCAUCCACAACUCAAAGUUGAGCGCGUCAUCAACCUUUGGAGAAAUGUAUUUCCCGUAUCACAUAAAGCAAGGGCCGACUACUUGCUAGCUACCCGCCAUCUGGACGCGGGAUUCAUGAGCCCUGAUCGUUGUCCCGCUGACCUCAUUACUCAUGCGGUGGGCGCAUGGAGCAAGGAAGCUACAGUUCUGCCUUCGCUCGACAUGCCGCAUGGCUUCUAUACUCUCGUCCUUGACGGCGAACCCGUGUCUGAACACACCUCGCAUGUGUUCCGCAUUGUCCAACGCGAUGUCGCCUGGCAAGCCACUCUCGAAAUCUGCUAUGCUCGUAAACUCCUACCGCAACCUUCCUGGCUCGACUGGCGACUUCACACUAGCGGCUUCACCUUCGAAGGGCUUCCUGAGGCAGUUCACGCUCUUACGAUGAAUAGCCCUCUCGUCAGAACGAAUUUUUCCCUUCACACACCUUACGACGUUGAGCAGUUGCUGCGAGAGCACGAAGGGUGGACAGCAAAAGACUGGGAAGUUGGUUGGGCAUCACACGAGCCGCGCGAGUUCCAAACGGAAGCGCCGCUACCUCCCUGGCACCUCCUUCGAUGGCAGCAUGUCAUCGGUUGA
Molecule: messenger RNA, 900 nt
Organism: Alternaria burnsii
Lineage: Eukaryota; Fungi; Ascomycota; Dothideomycetes; Pleosporales; Pleosporaceae
Exons: 1
Coding region: 1-900 (299 amino acids)
Source: RefSeq, a predicted model, not a curated record